Molecule: messenger RNA, 2998 nt
Organism: Silurus meridionalis
Lineage: Eukaryota; Metazoa; Chordata; Actinopteri; Siluriformes; Siluridae
Product: probable serine/threonine-protein kinase DDB_G0277071
Exons: 16
Coding region: 198-1592 (464 amino acids)
Source: RefSeq, a predicted model, not a curated record
UAAAGAAACAUGUUCAUGUCCUUUUUCUUAGUUAUGUUUAAAGUUCUCAGAAGUGAGUGUGUGAAUCAGACAGUAGGUCAGAUUUGGGUGUUAAACACUAGACUGUGGUUCUCCUGUGGUUUACUUGAGCUGCUUCCUGAUUCAUUUUCUUUUGAGACAAAAGUUAUGAUGCUUUCAGUUCAUCCAGUGGCUGUGAAAUGGCACUGCUGGUCCUCCUGCUGUUCUUCCAUCUGAUUCUGGACAUUUACUCUCAAAGUCUUCCUCAGCCCCGGCUACAUGUGUCUCCUGAAGUUAUCACACAGGGAGGAUCAGUGCAGCUUCACUGUGAUGCUCCACACUUUAAAGUGUCUCAGUGUUUUUUCUACCCAGAGAGAGACAGAACAAAUAUAAAACUCUCUCCAUCAUGUCGACUCUCAGUUACUGGUUCUGAACUGAUCAUGUGGACACGACGCAGGUCUCCUGGAACAUUUAAUAUUAUAUGUUACUACACUGUGAAUAAAUCUGUUCGUACUCCUUCUCCUCACUCUCUCCCAGCUCCAGUCACAGUGCUGAGUCAGAAACCAAAACUAAGUGUUGUUUAUGAUCAUCAGUCUGAUGAAUUGAGAUUUGUAUGUGAAAUACCAGAGUCAGAAUCAGUAACUGCUGGUUUUAGGUGUAAUCUCUACACUGGAGAAAAUCCUCACCCUUUCCUAAACCAAACAUCUCAAAAGAGAAACUCUGGGAAGAAGGUGUGUGUGUUUAUAGCACAGAGAAAUGAUGUGUUUCAUCGUCUACAGUCAGUAAAGAGUCGUGAAAUGAGCUGUGAUUAUUCACUGAUCUCUGAUCUCACUGCUCGCUCUCUAAUGAGUGAUAAAUACAGUCUGAUACAUUACUUUACUACAACAACCACCACCACAACAACAACAACAACAAUCACAACAGUAACAAACACAACACCACCACCACCACCACCAUCUCCCUCCACUGUGAAAGAGAAAACCAGUGCUGAUCUUUCAACUCACCCACACACCACAAGAUACACAACCACUAAUUUACUUCCUGAAACAACAAAGCUGUUCAUCACUCCAGAGAAAUCCACUGCAGGACUUUCAACUCAACCAAUCACCACAAGAUACACAACCAUUACCAUGAGUGCCACAGUUACACCUGAUCAUCAUAAUCAAAGCCUUACCAGUACUGCUAACAACUUAUCCAUUACUUCAUCAACCGGACACAAAAUUUCUCUCAGAGGAUCACUGAUUGUCCUUUUGCCUCCAGUCGUCGGUGUUGUACUGGCUGGACUGAUGAGCAUCUCGCUCUGCAUGUUCAUCAGAAAACAGAAAGUUAAGAGACAUAAUUAUUUGACCAGUGAUGAUCAGGGAGGCAUGCUUUCAGUGCUGAAUAUGAACACAUUCAAUUCAGAAGCUGCUGGACCUUAUACUGUGAUCAGCUCAGUACCUUUACCAUCCCUGUCUUUGGACACCGGCAGAGACACAAAAGAAGAUUCUAAGCAAAAAGAGGACGAUGUGUAUCACAUGUACUGCACCAUCGCUGACACUCAGGUGGUCAACAAAAACAAAAAUGAAGUGUACAGCCUGCUGCAGAUGCACUGAUGCAAAUUAUAGCUUUCUUUUAUUGCUUUUAUUUUCAUGCAGUGCAUGGCUUAAUUUAAUACUUUGCUUUGGAUCUGUAAAUAAAACUGACUGCUGUGUGGUCGUGUGAGAAAUGCUAAGACAAAGCAGUGGUUUGGCAAGUGAGUAACUGUUGGAGGAAGUAAAGAAAGCCAUGAAAAAGCACACAGACACUCAGGCCUACUCAAUCUCAGAGAUACAGAGAGAGAUGUGAGCUUGUGUGGUCAUGCUACAAACAGCAGUAGCAGCACCAUUUCAGUUUCCUUAACCUCUGUUAAUCUUCUUAACCAUAUUUCAUCCGGGUAAUCAUGUUUAACAGUUCCUACAUAAUUCUAGUUUCAUCAAUUUCUUGUUUUUUUGUUUGUUGACUUGUGCAAAGAAACCAAAACAAUGCAACAUCAAAGCUGAACAUUCAGUCAGACAAAAACUCUCAGCUCUCUAAUUAAUGACUGAACAACAUAAAUAGGUUAGCUAACGAGGUCCAGGCGUUCUUCAUCAGCUCGCUUCCAGACUCCUCCUUCCAGUGCAAAACCUACAGCUAAGCCACGCCCACUGCUACAGCUGACUGGAGGCAGUAGUUCUGGUCCAUUUAUGUCAUUUCUUUUACUUUUAUUAAAUGAAGUCUGAACAUAAUAUUGGUCCCUGUUCGACCAAUCGGUUAGAAGUUAUCUAAACAGUAGAAUGAGCUGAUAAAAUACCCGAGUUUGGAUCUAAUAAAAGCUCUAUAAAUAUACAUAAAGAACACAAUGAUAUACACGGAGUGUUUUUAGCAGGUCCUGAGUCCUGAGGUCCUUUAGCAGGACUACGGUCCUGAGUCAUGGUUCUGAAAGUUGUUAUUUUAAAAAAUACAGAAAUGUGUUGUGAAAUAUGUUGUGCUUCUGCUUUCAUUUGACUGGUUCACAUAGGCACAUACACACUGACUCAUCCCUGUUAACAAUCACAUUUACAUGGAAAACGCACUUUAGCACUCUGUGACACACAAUUUCGAUGACAUCAGUGUGACAAGCACUCUCGUUUCUCCUUGUUAUUUCUGUUCCUUAUUACUUUUUAUAAACCUUAUCAGACGGUGGGAAUGUAAACAGCUAUGUGGUGUGUGACAAAUAAAACAGUUUCAUGUGCACCAUCUGAAACAUGACAACAAAAGUCUGGUUUAAAAAAACAAGUGACAAAGUGACAUUUUCUGUGUGAACUAUAACACCACAGCACAUACGCUGUCCUGAAACAUAUUUUCAUGUAUUUUAUAUAGUUUAUAAUUUUUAUUUAUCUACUUUUUUUUUUUAACCCUUAUUUCCAUUCCUUUUAUGCUUAAAUGCCGGAGAGACAUAAAAAGCAUUUCACUGCAUGUUGUACUCUGUAUGUAUGCGACAAAUAAAAUUAAAUUUGAUUUU